ACUCGUAAGAAUCCAGAAGAGUCUUAACACAGAAACAUUCUUUGCACAUAUUAUAGUAAAACUUAACUGUAUCUAAAGUGCACUUAUCCUUGCACUAACUUGAGACUUUUUUAUUCUUACAUCCGUGUUCUGGCAGAUUGUGGUGUGGAUACAGGUGAUAAGUAGGAAUGCUACUUUUAUGCAUAAAUGGCCUACCACUAGCAACAAAAGUUUAAUCUAUCUGUCAGAUACUCGGAUAAGGUCAGAACCUCUUGGCCGACUAAAUGCCGCAUCUAUCUUUAUAUCUGGAUUCAACCUAUUUCUGUCAGCUGCCAGAGUGCAUCUAGAGGCGAUAAAGAUGUGUUCCUUAUUUCAUGUGAAAGAAAAAAACCAAUGCCUGCUCUUGCACCGAGCUACUUAAGUUGACUUCUGACAUGGAAACUGACUCCUAACCCUAUGCUUUCCUGAUAUUACUACCGACCGCCUGGACGGCUGGACCAUAUAACUGGAACACCUGCUUCUGAUUUCCCCGACAGGGAGUCGACAAAAUAUCAUUAAAUGGACUACUUUCAUGGGUGUUUUCCAGUUUACAGCUGAUAUGGGCCUUAGAUUUAUGAAAAUAUAAGCUAACUAGGAGUAAAAGAUUGGAGGCGGCAUGAAAAUAGUUUAAUUUUCACGGUAACUAAGCUCUUUCACCAUGCAAGUGAUAAGAUGCUGCCUCAUAAAGUUAUUAAUAUGUCAGUGCCUCUUCAGUUCAGGUGAUCCAUAUCCCAUUUGCUGAUAAGAGUCUAUUGCUUGUUUUUUGCUAUUUGUAUCGGUUCAUGCUCAUCUUAGCCCGGGUGAUAUUUAAAUAACCUGUGGAUCAGCUUUCACCACAGAGUGCUCUGAGCCUAUUGUGCUUUGUUCUCCUUUUGACUGUUAGUCACACCUGAUUAUUUAAAUGACGCGCUUUUGAUGUUCUAUGGCUAUUUAAGCUUUUAUUGUUACUAGUAAUUUGUACGUGCUUUGCACGUCAGAUUAUUAUUUGAACUAUUAAAAUAAAAAUGUAAACAUCUAUAUUAUGCUUAAAUUUAAUUAUCAUGUAAUUCAAAAGAAGAUUUAUGUUUUCUAAUGGGAACUCCUUUAAACUUUUAUAUAAUUCACAUCAACACACAAUGGUGCAACAUCGUUCUUUAUGAAGAAUGGUUGAGCAGGGCCUCGUUUUAAUUUCACUAAGAAAUUUUAUUGACGUGUGCCAUGAAAUAUUGUUUCGCAUAUUCAAAUUAAUUAAUUUCCAACUUUGCAUUUUCCUCCUUUUACCAACAUCAAGUCAGUUUUUUCAAAAAUAUAUAUUUCUUUUUGGGUCAUAAUCUCAAUCUUUUUACUCGUUUCAUAAUCUCUAUUUCAGUCUUGUGUCCUCGAGAUCACUAUGUGUUUGAAACAACUGAUGAAAAUAUUUUUAAAAAGUCAAAAAAAAAACUUUCAAGUCUAAAUUUUAUAUGGAUUGUUUGAACAUUUCUAUCUAUAGCACAUAACAGGAGGUUAGCUCAGUAGAUUAGUUUGACAUAUACUCUUUCCUAUGGAGUAAAAGUGAGAAAUGCUUCCAUGCAUGCAUUCAAAGGGUAAACCGCUAUGGAGUAGUAUACUGUACUACUGUCGGUUUGCGGGAAUGUGUACACACCGCACCGAGAUACUUCUAGCCUGUGCUGGAAUUUACAACGUCACCAGUUCACAACAGAUAAUCGGAUCCUCACGUGAAUGUUCUGAAGCCUUGGGAACAGGUGGACAUAGUAACUUUGCUACAGCCACACAAUCCUGCUCCCUCUCCUUGGCUACCUGAGUUGAGGCCUUGCAGCCACACAGUCCUAGAUUUCUCUAGAUUAAAGUGCAAUGACACUGUUGAUGCGAAUCCCUUCGUUCUAGGCCAUUAGAUUGACACUCAUCAACGACUGAAAUUCAUUCUUAGGCUUAGGGUUCAAAAUUUCAAAACUCGUACACUAUAUAGAAGUAUAGAUAUGAUAGUUGGUGUCGAUUAGAUAACAAUGGUCUUAAUUCUUCUGUUCCUUUAUCUUUUUUUAUUUCCAGUUUCAAGUCUCGCUUUUGGAAUUCAAAGUCUUCUCCAGUCUCGAUAGACUUGUAACAAAUGUAUCCUUUUCCUAAGAACAAUACAACAUGCCCUUUUGUCUCAUGCCCUUCCGGAUCCGGUCACCCCACUCUCGUUUUGCUAAUCGCUGCCACUGAAUGAUGUGUAUACCCUCCACCAUUUGGGUAUAUCCUCUCUCAUCACUGUCUAGUGUGGCUGCCUCUCCCUGUUGCUGCAGCAGCAAAAGAUGCUGAGUUAUAUAUUUUCAUAAACCUUUGUUACAUGCUAAUACGCAUUUAAAGCAAACUGCGGAAUAGUGAUUCAAACUUUGUGGCUUUAUACAUGCUGUGCCCAAUAUAACACGGUUGGCUUAACCCUGUUCCUUAUAUCCAAUAGAUAUCUGCUAAACUGAUGUGAUGCAAGAGCGUCUUGGCAAGGGCUAACUGCAUUCAGGAAGUUGCGAUAUGGGCUUUCUUUCCGUUUUCUGUAGCAAGUUAUCUGGAGCAGCAUUCAUCAGCAUCCAUACUUUUUACAUUGAUUUCCCUUUCUUGUCAUGGGUUGCCUUUUGUUCUUUUUGCCAUACUUGGACGGAGGCCAUUUCUCCUUAUGGGUAACCUAUAGGUUUGAGGCAUUGUGCUCUUCUUGUAACUUGAAUGGUUAAAUAUACCAAGUCUAAAAAGCACAAAGUGACUUCAGAUAAGGUUAAAUUAGGGGCACCUUGGAAGGAUCGCAUGAUUUACACGUAGAUGUCUACAAGUUCAUCACUGAAGAAGGUCUGGUAGAAUGGUCAGAGCUUGUGGCAAACAAUUUAUGUGUAUAUUAGAAGCGAGAAGUCGGAGUCAUUGGUGCGUACUUUCUUGACAUCAUAAGAGGAGCUCAUAGGAUAGCUUUGGUCUUUGCAGAUAAGCACGAGUAGAAAUUAAAAACACCGCCCAUGGGCACUAACAGGCCGUUGAUUAUCCUACUGAGCUGACCCUGCUGAUCCGCAUGAUCUUUCUCAAUGCUGUUGCCUGAAUUUUAUCUCCAAAAUCUUGUCACUGUUUUAUGAUCUUGGGCAUUGCCUCAUCUACAUUCCCUAGUCCAGCUGCCGCAAUCGAAACAUUGGAUCCUUCGUCAUCCUACGUCCGGGCUCAUCUGAAGCAACUGAAGUUAUUAUGUAUUUGACACGGAUAUUUGCUAACAGAUCCAAUACUCAUGAAACACCCCUCCUCGUGCUUCAUUGUUAGGGUACUCUGAAUUAUGCCUAGUAGCUUUACUAAAGUAGUAGCUAUUAUCACAAUACAGAUACACAAGAUCUCAGAUGUAACUGGCUUUGAUACAACAGAAAACAGUAAGCCAUUAUGCUUGUUACUGUCAGCAACGUGCGAAAGAAACACACAUUUUCAUGGAGGAAGCAGCACUCAUCGUGGUUUAUAUGGAUGAUGAUGCUUCGUUGCACACCAUAUAGCAUAAUUUUUGUGCGAGGAUUGCUUUGCUGUCGACUAAUCAGUCAUCUAACAGGUGCUUUACCCACUAGGACUGCCGCUGAUGACCCAAGUAGCCCUUAUUUGACAAAUCACCCUCCGGUUUGCUGUGCUGUAUGGCUGAUUCUGAUGCACUCAAAGUGGAAAAAUGGAGAAUAAUGAUCCAACUUUUUCCUUCCUCUCUUAGUAUUCGCCGCAGUCCUUAUCGCUUCUGUAGUUGUAUAGUUAAUUUCAAGUUGCAACAGCUAUAUAAAUAAUUCUAUACCAAGUUGCAGCUGAUUCUCCUCGGAUCUGUCCAUGCCAAAAUAUUUGCGGGGCAGUUUCACGAUCCGUAACAUAUCCAGAGUGCACUUUCCUGCAGUUAUGAGUGGUGUUUCCGUAAACUUGCAGGAAUGGCAUGUCAGUAAAAACUUGUUGUUCUCUCUCAGUGGCUUCGCAAGUCACUGAGUGAGUAGCCCCUGAUCAAUGUUUGACUCAAUCAGGCCUCAUGAACCCACUCGUAAAGGUGAAAUAAAUAUAUAGAACUUCAUUACAAUCAGGCUGAGAAUGUUCAAAACCACCCAGGAUGACCUUAAGAGCAAAUGCCUCGGUACUGUAUUUUCAAGUCGAACCAGACAAGGUCUCAUUCCAUUUUAUACUGUUCCGAUCUCCUUGCCUGCAUAUGUACUUUUAUUAUCAGGCAGACAAGACAUGGUGCUCCGUAUGGCCCUCUGAUUCCCAGAAAACGCACCGAGAUCAGAUGCAGCCCACUUGCCACAACCAAAUGAAUUUCCAACUCGCCAGGAAGCAUUUGUCUCGAUUGGCCUGUAAGGACAAAAAGGUCAGCCUGCCCUACCAAAUAAAAUAAUUCAGGCCAUUUUGUUGCAGCCUUAAACCUUAAUGAGCCUAUAAAUACCUGAGCAUAACCGCGGCUUAUGAUUCUACCCGGGGCAAAUCACACAGCAGCAAUACAGAAAGACCAACUACGAAGCUAGAUCGAUUCACGUUCUUUGCGGUUACAUGCAGGAUUCUGAAGAAAGAUUACCAAGAGUGAACAUGUACUCAAGAAGGACACUGCUUCACACUCCUUCAUUCUCCGGUCCAAGCCAGCCGGUGCCCGGAGCCACGGUGACCGAUGGCGGCGCUCCGGGGAGCAACUUCGACGCGAACGUGGUCAUGAUCCUCGCCGUUCUCCUCUGCGCGCUCAUCUGCGCGCUGGGGCUCAACUCGGUCGUCCGGUGCGCGCUGCGGUGCUCGAGCCGGGCGGCGGCGGACGCGGAGCCCAGCCGGGUCGCGCGGCUGGCCAAGGGCGGGCUGAGGAGGAAGGCCGUGCGAGCCAUGCCGAUCAUGGUCUACUCCGCGGGGCUCAAGCUCAACACCGCCUGCCCGAUGUGCACCAUCUGCCUCUCGGAUUUCGAGGCCGGGGAGCACGUGAAGGUCCUCCCCAAGUGCAACCAUGGCUUCCACGUCAGAUGCAUUGACCGGUGGCUCCUGGCGCGCUCCACCUGCCCGACGUGCCGCCAGUCCUUGUUCGCGGAGCCGCACAAGGCGUGUGGGUGCUCCGAGGCCAGCCAGCCCGACCCGGCGCGUGUCCACUCUGUGCUCGUGCCGCUCAGGCCUGAAGGUUUGAUCACCACGUAUGAUUUUUAGUUGCUUCCACUUGUUGCAUGAAAGAUGACGGAGCGGGGUGUAAAACAACAGAAGGUUGUGUUCACUCGUUGUUACUGCCAAAAACUGGCUUGAAGUAAUUUUCUUGUAGUCGUGUUGCUCCCGUGCAUUGUGUAGUCCCUAGCUAGUAGUAUACUGGAAGAAAUUGUACAUUUCCUCCGUGUUUCAGCAGCUCAUGUGUUGAUGUCAAUUAUUGCGACGAGUUUCUGCGAAUCACAUUUGAA
Triticum aestivum (bread wheat) is the source of this 5375-nucleotide messenger RNA. RefSeq names its product RING-H2 finger protein ATL72-like. Bases 4504 to 5133 code for a protein of 209 amino acids. Gene Ontology annotation, molecular function: transferase activity. NCBI's taxonomy places the organism in Eukaryota, Viridiplantae, Streptophyta, Magnoliopsida, Poales, Poaceae. The transcript has a single exon. The record is from RefSeq and is a predicted model, not a curated record. Gene Ontology annotation, biological process: protein ubiquitination.